This is a messenger RNA of Exophiala xenobiotica, 1203 nucleotides long. RefSeq lists its product as uncharacterized. NCBI's taxonomy places the organism in Eukaryota, Fungi, Ascomycota, Eurotiomycetes, Chaetothyriales, Herpotrichiellaceae. The record is from RefSeq and is a predicted model, not a curated record. Gene Ontology annotation, molecular function: heme binding; oxidoreductase activity, acting on paired donors, with incorporation or reduction of molecular oxygen; iron ion binding. The transcript has 5 exons. The coding region runs from base 1 to 1203 and encodes 400 amino acids.
AUGAGUCCGCAUUACCAAGGCACGGUUAUGCACAGCUUGUUCUCUGCUCGCGACCCAGAGUACCACAGAAACCUCAAGAGGCCUGUCGGACAAAUGUUCUCAAUGGCAAACAUGCGCAAAUACGAAGCUUACGCAGAUGAAUGUUCUGCCAUCUUCAUCAAACGCAUGCGUGAGCUGGAGGGUCAGCAAGUGGAUCUCUCGACCUGGCUUCAGUGGUACGCCUUUGAUGUGAUUGCGUGCAUCACGUUCCAGCGUCGCUUUGGAUUCAUGGAAGAAGGCCGAGAUGUCAACCAUAUGAUAGAAAGUCUCGACGGGAUAUUCCAGUACGUCAAGAUCGUGGGCCAAUAUCCCGGUCUCCAUCCGUACUUGAUGGGGAGUGAGACCUUUGCUCGCAUCGUGAUGAAGAUUUUCCCAAACUUUCCAGAUCCUGUCCGUUCCUUUUUGCAGAUAACGGAAGACGAGAUCGUCAGGUAUGACACAGAUGAAAAGAAGCAGGCAGGAAGGACCGACUUCCUCGCACAGCUCAGAGAGAAGGAAGCUGAGGGCGGACAAAUGACUCAUAGAGACAUGAUGAAUCACUUGUCUAACAACCUUCUCGCUGGCUCUGACACGACAGCAAUCUCACUUCGUGCCUGCUUCUACUACCUCAUCAAGAAUCCAAAGACAUACCAGAAUCUCGUAGCAGAGAUCGAUAACGCCGACAAGAGAGGUCAGCUAUCGACGUAUGUCACGUACGAAGAGUGUCUGAGACUUCCGUAUCUUCAAGCGGUGAUGAAAGAAGCCCUGCGAAUGCAUCCUGGCGUCGGCUUCCCUCUGGAGCGAUAUGUCCCGCACGAAGGCGCCACAAUCUGUGACAUCGACAUACCGGCCGGCACGAUCGUCAGCAUGAGUGCCAACGUGAUCCAUAUGGACAAGGAAGUAUUCGGCGAAGACGCGGAUCAAUUCAGACCAGAGAGGUGGUUGGACGUUUCAUCCGAGCAGCUGAAACUCAUGGACCGCAGCUUUCUCGCGUUUGGCCAUGGAACACGGACAUGCAUUGGCAAGAAUAUCUCCAUCUUGGAGAUGGGCAAAUUCAUCCCCCAAAUCCUCAGGCACUUUGACCUCGAGUGGGCGUCGACAGAGCCGGAGUGGAAGACCGAAGCUGCAUGGUUCUGGAAGCAGUGGGGUAUGAUAGUGAGAUUCAGAUGGCGAGGCAAAGAUUGA